Molecule: messenger RNA, 2107 nt
Organism: Mytilus californianus (California mussel)
Lineage: Eukaryota; Metazoa; Mollusca; Bivalvia; Mytilida; Mytilidae
Product: neurogenic locus Notch protein-like
Exons: 1
Coding region: 36-1451 (471 amino acids)
Biological process (GO): establishment or maintenance of epithelial cell apical/basal polarity; heterophilic cell-cell adhesion
Cellular component (GO): plasma membrane; protein-containing complex
Molecular function (GO): calcium ion binding
Source: RefSeq, a predicted model, not a curated record
UCAAAAAGACGCUAUUUAUUUAUCAACACAGCACUAUGGAUUCUCAGCAAGAAACUGGAUAUGCAAAUUCUACAAUAUCAGGUAGCAAUACAGACAGAAAUAGCUACGAGCUAGUACCCGAUAAUAAUUACCUCAGCCUAAUUAAAAAAUAUCGUACACAAAAUGAGGAUAAUGUGUAUGAUGUUAUUCGCAAAGAGGAAGCAACUUUACAAAAUAACGAAAGGGCAAUUAAAAGGAAACCAACAUGGAAAUUAUUAGCUAUACUUUUUUGCACAAUUUCUGUUAUUUUAAGUGUUGUAGUUAUAUACCUUGUCACCAACAUAUUGUAUAUUAGAAGGUACUCGUGUUUAUAUAACGAUAAAUAUCAAGCAGAACACGAUACUGAUUUUUCUUGUAAGUGCAAAAACGGAAAUUCCGGACGAUGUUGUGAAAUAACUCCAUGUGACAGGGUUAUUUGCGAAAGCGGAAAAUCCUGUCUUUAUUCGGGGAAUAUAACAUUAUGUGUUGGUGAUUUAACUCAGGCGUCAGGCCUCGUUGACUGUAAAUCGAUCUGUGACAGUUCACCUUGUGGAAAUAAUGGUCAAUGUAUAGAAGUGGUCGGAGGGUACAAGUGUGUUUGUUUUUCUGGAUAUACCGGUGUUCUUUGCUCAAAUUUAAUAAAUCCUUGCAGUCGUUUACCGUGCAGAAACAAUGGAACCUGUACUGAGAAUGGUUACGAAUACAAGUGCACGUGUACAAAAGGGUUUUCUGGAUCUGACUGUGACGAAACUCCAUGUUACAAUUCCCCUUGUAAAAAUGGUGGAUUAUGUGAGAAUACUGAUAACGGACGUAAUUGCAUUUGUAAAAAUGGCUAUAGUGGAGAAGAUUGUGAAAUAACUCCCUGUAGUAAUGGUCCCUGUGAAAAUGGAGGAUCGUGUUCAAUUUGGGGAAAUGUCUAUCAUUGCACAUGCCCACUUGGUACAUUCGGACUGAAAUGUGAAAAUAUGUCAUGUGCAUUUCCAGAGUAUAGACAAAAGGUUCUUUUACAAAGGACCUGCAACAUCUUACCGUGUCCAAAACACUGGAUGUUCAACAUCGCUACGUUUUCGUGUUAUUGGAUAAGUACCUACAAAGCUAACUGGAGAACGGCAUAUUUAACAUGCCAGCGGAUGCAACCACACGCGUCCUCACUUGUUUAUAUUCAAUCUCACAACGAAAUUAAUUGGCUCAAACAGUUUAUAAACGAAGACAUAUGGGUAGGUGGACGUGUGUUUAACAAUCAGUAUCGGUGGCAGAGUUCCGAGUACAAUUACACUAUUAACAAUCUGUCUGAUUUAUGGGCCAGGAAUGAACCAAACGUAUUUACAAAUGAAUACUGCGUACAACUUUGGAAAACAGCUGAAGGUUUACUUCUUGACGAUACACCAUGUGGUUAUGAAAAACACUUUAUUUGCAAAACUAAUCAACUUUAAAUAAUCUAGAACAAUUAAGCAGUCAAUACAUUAUUGUUCAAGCCAAAGGAUAAACAGAAUUUAGAUGUUUUUCAUUCAUGCAUUUUUUCUUCUUUUUUUUUCUUUUUUUACCAUACCAUUGUCAGUUUGUUUUCGACUUAUGAAUUUGGUUAUUCCUUUGAUAUCUUUUACCUCUCUUUUGUCUCUUUUGUGAUCAAUUAUAGUUUUUAAUCGACCUAAACUGUCCAUUUUCAUGUGUUAGUCAAACUAUUCGUCUCAUAGUCCUAUAUAGGUGUGUCUCGGGAGUAGUCCUAUGUUUCAAGGCUGAUGCGAUAGACGCGAUCUUCAUAGUAACCUAUUUUUAAACAUCUUUUAUAUAGCGAUAACAAGUUGUACAAAAGUAGCGGUAUUGUGUUUGUCUGAUACAAAUGAGGCAAUACGUCUUAAUGACGUCUAAAUUAUAAAGAAACUCAAGGUUUAAACUCCCACAGGCAAAGUCGACCUUAGAUGGAUUUGGCUAUUUUUAGGUCCUUUUUGGUCAUAUAGCUCUUCAACUGUUUCGGUUAUUAUACAUCAUUGGCUUUCAAAUAUUCGACUUUGAAAAUUCAUUCAAUAAGCCAGCUUGUAUUUUUUUUUUUGCAAAAAUCGUAAACAAAAUUAAACUUAUUCUGAUAGUU